Eutrema salsugineum is the source of this 1913-nucleotide messenger RNA. RefSeq names its product transcription factor bHLH77. Gene Ontology annotation, cellular component: nucleus. The record is from RefSeq and is a predicted model, not a curated record. Bases 507 to 1598 code for a protein of 363 amino acids. Gene Ontology annotation, molecular function: DNA-binding transcription factor activity; protein dimerization activity. The transcript is spliced from 7 exons. Lineage: Eukaryota; Viridiplantae; Streptophyta; Magnoliopsida; Brassicales; Brassicaceae. Gene Ontology annotation, biological process: regulation of DNA-templated transcription.
CCCUCUCUUUGUUCAGUAAAAAAGUCACCGCCUUCUCUUUCCUCUUUCUCACUUUGAUUGAUCAAUCAUUCUUCUUCGUUUCUAAAUUGCUAACCUCUUUCUUUCUCUUUCUCCUGCUUCUGCAAAUCCUGACUCAUUUCCGCUUUAACGAAAACUAAAAAACCCAAAAUUGGUUAUAGCUUGUUUUGCUUACAUUUUCCUGGGAAAUCCAGUCUCUUUCUCUUCUGGGUAUAAGCAAAACACUGUCACUUGUUUAGAGUCUGCGAAGAAUCACACAGAAACAACAAAAAGUUUGGUCUUUUUUCUACUUCUCGAUUUGGUUGUGUUUCAAAAAAUCUCAUUUUUCUCCAGGAAAAUCUCUCAAUUUCCCAUGUAGAAGCAGCUUUCUCUUUUCCCCUUUUUUUGCUUCAGCGAAAGUUUCAGUCUUUCUUCAGAGUUCCCCAGAGAAGUUAUUGAAAUUUCCACUCAAUUUUGUAGUCACAAAUAGUGAGUCUCUGCUCUAUUAGAUGAACAUGGACAAGCAAACGGAACAAACCCUAAAUUACCUACCUUUGGGUCAGAGCGAUCCCUUUGGCAAUGGCAAUGAAGGAACCAUCGGAGAUUUCCUCGGAAGAUUCUGCAACCCUCAAGAGAUUUCACCAUUGACUCUACAAUCCUUCUCCCUCAAUUCCCAGAUCUCAGAGAAUUUCCCGAUCUCUGGAGGAAUCCGAUUCCCUCCGUAUCCAGGACAAUUCGGAUCCGAUCGUGAAUUCGGGGCUCUCGGGUUGCAGCCAACGACGCAGGAGAGCAACAAUAGCUCGUUGUUGGAUCCAGAUUCGGUUUCCGCUGCUCAAACCACGAAAUCAAACUCCAGGAAGAGAAAAUCGAUCCCCACUGGAAAUGGCAAGGAAUCUCCAGCUUCAUCGUCUCUUACAGCUUCCAAUUCCAAGAUUUCAGGAGAGAAUGUUGGAUCCAAAGCUGGGAAGAGAAGCAAGCAGGAUGAAGCUGGGAGCAGUAAAAGCGGAAUAGAGAAGUGCGAGAACAAGGACGAUGCUAAGCCUCCUGAGCCGCUCAAAGAUUAUAUUCAUGUUAGAGCUAGAAGGGGUCAAGCAACGGAUAGCCACAGCCUCGCUGAAAGAGCUAGAAGAGAAAAGAUCAGCGAGAGAAUGACGUUGCUUCAGGAUCUGGUCCCUGGUUGCAACCGGAUUACAGGGAAAGCUGUCAUGCUUGAUGAAAUUAUAAACUAUGUGCAGUCCUUGCAGAGACAAGUCGAGUUCUUAUCUAUGAAGCUGGCUACUAUAAAUCCAAGGAUGGAGUUCAAUGCUAAUGCUGCUUUAUCCACAGAGAUGAUUCAACAGGGAGAGUCUUUAACGCAGUCUCUUUACGCAAUAGCAUGCUCAGAGCAAAGACUUCCAUCAGGAUACUAUUCUCUUGGCAAGAAUAUGCCAAGAUUCUCAGACGCACAAUUCCACUCGAGUGAUGGAUUUGUUCAACCUGAGACACCAGGAUUCUGGGAAAAUGACCUGCAAAGCAUUGUUCAGAUGGGUUUUGGAGAUAUACAGCAACAGAGCAACAACAACUGUUCUGAGCCAACACUUCAGAUGAAGCUUGAGCCAUAAAGCUCUGAUUAAAAAGGUGUUUGUUAUGAUUAUAUCUCUGUACAUACAGAAACCAAGUAGUGAUGAGUACGGAGUGAAACAUGUGGGAAUGAAUGUUUUACUAUCAGUUCUUCUUCUUUGCUUGUGCCUCUGUUGAUUUCUUCUGAAGCCCAGAACAAAAACAAAAAAAAAAAACGUUUCAUAAUAUGUAAAAAAUCUGACAAGAACGUUUUCUGUACCAUCUCUGUAUUAUUUACAAUUGUUAUGUAUUAUUUGCUCAACUUGUAAGAAACGAGAAUAAAUUUGUUCACUUCUUAUAUAUAUAUAUGAAACAAU